AUGGAGGGCCGAUUCUACGUUGUCACCGGAGCGGCCUCAGGGAUCGGCCAGGCUGUCACCAUUCGACUGGCAGAGCUCGGCGCCGCUGGGAUUGCUAUCAGCGACGUGAACGUCGCCGGGCUAGAGGAGACCAAGGAGAAAUCCGAAAUAAUUAGCACGAAGGUGGAUGUCAGUAAGUCGGAUGAAGUAGAGCAAUGGGUCCAGAGCGCUGUCCACGAGUUUGGGCGCCUAGACGGGGCAGCCAACGUUGCUGGGAUCGCGGGAGGAAAUGGAGAUACCACCUGUGAGACAAUUAAACAACGAGACUGGGACGCAAUGUUGAACGUCAACCUGACAGGGAUCAUGUAUUGCAUGCGGGCAAAACUCCCCCAUCUUCCGCGGCCCGGCGGUGCGAUUGUCAAUGUGUCCAGCACGUCCGGAUUGCGCGGUCUCCCGCAUAAUGCGGCCUAUUCGUCUAGCAAAUUCGGUGUCAUUGGUUUGACGAGUCCGCGGCCGGGGAGUUUGGCAAACAUGGCAUCCGGAUUAACGCUGUCCUCCCGUAAGUCCGAAACCGACUCUUUUUGUGGGUUGUUUAUACUGAUAACCUUCGUUCCCACGGCCAGAGGUCCUAUAGAUACGCCGAUCUUUCGGGACGGAGAAGCGAAAGGGUUGUUUAACUCUGAAAUGCUCAGCAGUGCCACUUUAUUGGGCCGCAUGGGUCAAGCACACGAAGUCGCAAAGGUGCUAUGCUUCUUGCUUAGCGAUGACGCUUCCUAUGUGACGGGUGAUAUGAUUUUCCUACAUUUGUGGAGAAUUGUGUACACUCUACUGGCUUCUGUCGAAGAUGAGAUGGCAGACAGGGCUGUCAGAUGCAGGUUGAGAGGGCAUAUUGUACACAAAACCUUUUUCAUCAUUAUCAGGAUGAAUUUAUCAUUUAGAUAUCCCGCCGAAAUUGUUCCGUGGCUGGGGCCACUUCUUUUGCCCUGA
Rasamsonia emersonii CBS 393.64 is the source of this 966-nucleotide messenger RNA. RefSeq names its product Short chain dehydrogenase/reductase family oxidoreductase. Gene Ontology annotation, molecular function: oxidoreductase activity, acting on the CH-OH group of donors, NAD or NADP as acceptor. Bases 1 to 966 code for a protein of 321 amino acids. The record is from RefSeq and is a predicted model, not a curated record. NCBI's taxonomy places the organism in Eukaryota, Fungi, Ascomycota, Eurotiomycetes, Eurotiales, Trichocomaceae. The transcript is spliced from 4 exons.